CCGCCACCGCCGCCGCCGCCGAUUCCGGAGCCGGGUAGCCGCCGCCGUCGCCGCCACCACUGCAGCUACGGUCGCCGCUGCCGCCACCACCGCCUGAAGAGUGACCCUGGGAAGGACGCAGUCGCCUCCCUCCGAGCUUCCUGGAAGCGCCUUUGCUCCCUACAGCCCUCCGCGAGAAUGACCAUGGACAAAAGUGAGCUGGUACAGAAAGCCAAACUUGCUGAGCAAGCUGAGCGCUAUGACGAUAUGGCUGCAGCCAUGAAGGCCGUAACAGAACAGGGACAUGAACUCUCCAAUGAAGAGAGAAAUCUCCUCUCUGUUGCCUACAAGAAUGUGGUAGGUGCCCGCCGUUCUUCCUGGCGUGUCAUCUCCAGCAUCGAACAGAAAACAGAGAGGAAUGAGAAGAAGCAGCAGAUGGGCAAAGAGUACCGUGAGAAGAUAGAGGCUGAGCUGCAGGACAUCUGCAACGAUGUACUGGAGCUGUUGGACAAAUAUCUCAUUCCCAAUGCUACACAGCCAGAAAGCAAGGUGUUCUACUUGAAAAUGAAAGGAGACUAUUUUAGGUAUCUCUCUGAGGUUGCAUCUGGAGAUAACAAACAAACCACCGUGUCAAACUCUCAGCAGGCUUACCAAGAAGCAUUUGAAAUUAGCAAGAAAGAAAUGCAACCUACACACCCAAUUCGACUUGGCCUGGCACUGAAUUUCUCAGUCUUUUACUAUGAGAUUCUAAACUCUCCUGAAAAGGCCUGCAGCUUGGCCAAAACGGCAUUUGAUGAAGCAAUUGCUGAAUUGGAUACCCUGAAUGAAGAGUCUUACAAGGACAGCACCCUGAUCAUGCAGCUGCUGAGGGACAAUCUCACCCUUUGGACGUCGGAAAACCAGGGGGAUGAAGGAGAUGCUGGAGAGGGCGAGAACUAAUGUCUGUCGUGCUUUGUGAUCUGUUUGGUGUCACUUUGUAUCCUCCACAUUAUAUCCCUUUGUGCGAUAAACAAAAACAAAAAAAAUCGAAUGUUGACUUUCGAUUUUUCACAGCCUAAGCCUAGCAAAAAUGGUCCCUGGGAUAAACAGCUGGUAUUUGUAUCUGAAACUCAGACUGGUCCCUUAAAUGCCAUGGCAUUCUGAAGUCUUGAUUUUGAUCAACAUUGACAAGGAUUACUGUGUGUUUUAAUUUUUACAAACUGAACACUGUGAUUAUGGGGUUUUGUAACUUAGCAGAACUCUUAUUGGUAGAAAAAAUAGACCUGAAUUAUGUGUAACUUUUUGGAAAGUUUAAUCUGAUAUCAAAACAGUCCCUGAAGAUGCAAUCCUGUUGUAAAUUUGUACAGAAAGUUCUAGAGAUUCCUUUGUGAUGCUGGGACUCUGGGUGAGAUGCUUACCAUCAGCAUCUUGAGUUUGGUAACUCAGAGUAAUUCUGCCUGUGGUUGAGGGCUUAUUGACACUUGAUCAUUUUGGGCUGUUGCCACUCGAAAGUUCAUGACCACAAAUAACUGCAGUGUCGUUUUCUGAGGAAACUCAAAACCUGAAAGUGAAAUUCUUUGCCUGAUAAUUGGGCUGUGACAACACAAAAAAGGUCCCGUGCUCAUACCACAUGUGUGACUAAACCCCUUUACUACACAGUGUGUUCCGGAAUAGCAACUUGUGAAAACAGGGCUGUUACCCCUUAGGUAAGGAGAGAAAAAAGACAGCGGUGUAUCCUAUGAAUGGCCAUACCAGUUUUGUGGGAAAUUUCUAAGAAUAAUGUUCUGUGGAGGUGGCCUCUUGCCUGAGGAGCACUCGGUCCUGAGGCUCUUCCUAAGCUUGGAGGGUGGAAACUUUGAAAUUUAACGUUUUUUCCACCCUGUUUCUCUGACUGUUAGCUUUGGUCUUCUCCUCUUUCAAUUUACAGCUUUCUGCUUCCUUGGGUGGUUUUCUUUGGAAGCAUUUGUCAAUACUAUAUGGUCAGGGGCGAGGCAUUGAGCACAUGGUGAGCAAGCCUUGCUUCAAGGUGUUGACAAAGAAGGCCUCCCAGCACCAUCACCCUGUCUU
Molecule: messenger RNA, 2025 nt
Organism: Acomys russatus (golden spiny mouse)
Lineage: Eukaryota; Metazoa; Chordata; Mammalia; Rodentia; Muridae
Gene: Ywhab
Product: tyrosine 3-monooxygenase/tryptophan 5-monooxygenase activation protein beta
Exons: 6
Coding region: 178-918 (246 amino acids)
Biological process (GO): signal transduction
Cellular component (GO): cytoplasm
Source: RefSeq, a predicted model, not a curated record